AUGGCAUGCAACAUCACUGAUGAAACCCUCACUUUGGCUGAUGAAGAUGAUGAAGACGAUGAAUUACCGAGGAGGCUCAUUACCACCAUCGGCAUCCUUAUAUUCAUUGGAGCUGAACAAUCACACUAUGAAUGCUCUGAACUCUGGCAAGCAAGAAGAAGAUAUCUCAUUCAUAGUGACCUACUUCCUAAUCCACGUCUGAAUACUCCCUGGCAAGCGCUCUACUCAGGACAGAACAGCCAUGCAUUUAUCACAACCAUGGGUGUUGAUGUCCCUACAUUUCAUGAAAUUCUCUCGCAUGGCUUUGCAACUCUUUGGGAUAUCAUUCCCAUCCCCUGCAACAAUAUUUCUAUCACUGCUGCCCCUCAUACUUAUCGAUGUUCCCUGGAUGCUGCUGGUGCAUUAGACCUCAUUCUUCAUUGGCUCAACUCAACCAUGCAAGAUGUCAGCCUCAUGCAAAUUUUUGCACUUAUCCCAACAACUGUUUCACGUUAUCUACAUUUUUCCCUCACUAUACUACUUCAUGCACUCAGGAACAUCCCUGAAGCCUGCAUCUGGUGGCCAUCUGAUGAUGAAUUUCAAGUUUUAAAUGGACUUGUCGUCACACAUCAUCCCUUGUUGAUGGGAGCCUUCGGCACACUUGAUGGACUGAAUUUACCUGUGCAAACAUCCCAGGACCAAGAUAUCAAGAACACAACUUAUAAUUGGUGGUUGCACAGUCACUUUGUCAUUUUGGUCAUUGCAUUUAGUGCUGAUGGUAUGCUGUUGUCUAAACCAUCCACUGAGUCUUUGGUUCUGAUUGCUACUACUAUGCAGGCUCAAUAA
Suillus discolor is the source of this 825-nucleotide messenger RNA. RefSeq lists its product as uncharacterized. Bases 1 to 825 code for a protein of 274 amino acids. Lineage: Eukaryota; Fungi; Basidiomycota; Agaricomycetes; Boletales; Suillaceae. The record is from RefSeq and is a predicted model, not a curated record. The transcript has a single exon.